CUCCCGACCCCGAUAGAUUUUUUGGCAAAAACCCCGACCCGAACCCCGACAUGCCAUCCCCGACACACUCCGAUCCCCGACACACCCGCCCCCGAAGAGUCGGGUUGCUACCCUUAAUUGAAGUAAUGAAGAAAUAUAGGUAAUAUAUAGGUAACAUGAAGAAAUAAUUGAAGAAAUAAAUUUAGGGAAUAGAUAGAUCAGAAUAAAUCUUAUAAAUAUAGACUAACGAAACAAGUUUUGAUUUAAGAAAACUUAAACUGAGAUAGAAAAGUAUUAAUUAGAUAAAGUCGGACAUACUUAGCCUUGAGUUUCUGGUUUCAAGAACAGUGUAAUAUCUAGGCCCAAUAAGUUCCAACAGUAUUUCAACUAUAGUUUGUUUACAAUAAAUUGGGGUUCAAAUACUUAUUAAAUAGAUUCUCUAUAUUCCUUGUAUGUAUUCGAUUUGGAAGCGUAUGGCAAACAGUAACUGUUAUAAAAUAAUGUUCGUUAUUGGAGUUGUCGAUAUGCUAGCAAUAUUAUGUUGUGGAUUCUUAACUGGAUAUUUGGGAUAUUUUGGAUAUGUUUUUUGUUCUUCCCCAAAAUUUAUUUAUUUUGCUGGGGCCUACGGAUUUUGCAAAAAAUUGUUUAUUUGGCUGGGCAUUCCCUUUCUAUACGGCCUAGCAGUAUUUGUAUGGUCAAAGCCAAUUACAUUCAGUGGCAUUUACUUUAGCUGGUUCUUCAAUCCUCACAUUGGAUAUAUUGAUGACGUUAAUCAAGAAUAUGAGAACACCUUUCAUUCAAUUCACAAUUUAUCAGUCGUAUUUUUUCUGUUAAUUACUUACUUAACAUUUUGUAUAAUUUUUGUGAUAAAAUCCAAACAAGGAGGUUUUCAAUCACAUCAACAAAGCUAUUCUGAAAAAAUGAUUUUUUUCCAAAUCAUUUUGAUAAGCUUGUUUAAUAGUGUCGCUGCUUCGAUUUAUGUUUUUAUGCAAUACAUCCAUGUCAAUGACUUAAUUAUUAUAAUUGGUCAGAUUUGUUGGUUAAAUGCACACGGAAUACCUCCUGUCAUUUAUUUAACAAUGAACAAGUCGAUUCAACGCGAUUGUUUUGGAAUACUAAAAAAGUUUGGCAGUACUACAUUAAAAUUUUACAAAAAUCUACACUCAAAUUCAAUACAACCUUUUAUUUUUAAUUUAAAUUUUGUAAGGGAAGAUAAUCAAGUAAAUGUACAAAAUCAACAAAUCAAUCAGAAUUGA
Meloidogyne enterolobii is the source of this 1235-nucleotide messenger RNA. The record is from the annotation of a GenBank genome assembly. NCBI's taxonomy places the organism in Eukaryota, Metazoa, Nematoda, Chromadorea, Rhabditida, Meloidogynidae.